AUGUCGAACAAAUCCCACCCCGACGCCAACCUGUUCCCGCACGCAACUGGUCUCGCCCAGAAGACCGUUGAAGACCACAAAGCGGAGCAACCUCUGAAGUUAUAUGCCGGAUGGUUCUGCCCAUUCGUUGGUCGUGCUUGGACCGUAUUACAAGAGAAGAACAUCCCAUACCAGUAUAUCGAGGUAAAUCCAUACCACAAGCCAGAAUCACUUCUGAAGCUUAAUCCCCGCGGGUUGGUCCCUACACUCCAGUACGACAACAAGCCUCUAUACGAAAGUACUGUUAUUUGCGAAUUUCUCGAAGAAGCCUACCCAAACCAUGGACCCAAGCUGCUGCCCGAAGACCCCUACGAGCGUGCUCGCACCCGCAUUUGGACAGACUACUGUACAUCACGAAUCAUUCCUGCCUUCCAUCGGUUCCUACAAUUUCAGCCAAUGUCAGACACUCAAGGUCUCGAAGAAGUGAGGCAGGAGUUUCUCGGCCACUUGAAGGAAUUUACAAUAGAGAUGGAUACUGAAGGGCCAUACUUUUCGGGCAAGGAUGUCGGUCUCAUUGACCUGGUCGUUGCGCCAUGGGCAAUUCGUCUCUGGGUCUUCGACCACUACAAGAACGGUCUCAAUAUCCCCAAAGAAGGCGAGGAUAGUGCAGUCUGGUCACGAUUCGACAAGUGGCUCAAAGCGAUUGAAGAACGCCCUUCGGUGCGUGAAACCACAAGCGAAAAGGAGAAAUACCUCAGCAUUUAUCAGAAAUACGCCGAUGAUAAGGCACAGAGUGAGUUGGCAAAGGCUACACGUAAAGGUCGUGGUGUGCCUUGA
This is a messenger RNA of Aureobasidium melanogenum CBS 110374, 816 nucleotides long. RefSeq names its product glutathione transferase omega-1. NCBI's taxonomy places the organism in Eukaryota, Fungi, Ascomycota, Dothideomycetes, Dothideales, Saccotheciaceae. The record is from RefSeq and is a predicted model, not a curated record. Gene Ontology annotation, cellular component: cytoplasm. Gene Ontology annotation, molecular function: glutathione transferase activity. The coding region runs from base 1 to 816 and encodes 271 amino acids. The transcript has 3 exons.